GCUGCUGCUGCUGUGAAUAUGAUGCAGCUCAUCUCUUUCUUCCAGCCGGCUGUGCAGAAGUAGUGCGUGCAUGGGUCUGGAAAGUUAUCUCCUCCAUCAUAUUAAUGGGAUAAUAAUGUGAUUGAUUGGUCAUCUCCCCGGGGAAAUGGUCUUUUCUGCUUCCUGAGAGCGCAAGACUCAUCAGAGAACUUGGAGCCGAGGAUCCUUGCUCAAGAUCCCCUCAGCAGGGUGAAGGCUCGGACACAUCAGGGGGGGUUUCAACCCGGGUUUGUCCCGUUUGGAGGACGGUCCUCCUUACCCCGCCGCUGCUGUGCAGUUGUCAGCAUCCUCGGUGGGGACUAAAGAGGCGGAGGAGGAGGAGGAAGGGAAGAGGAAGAGAGGGGGGAAUCCGGCGCUUCAGGACGGCUGAGUCCCGUUGCGAUGCAUGGAGGCUGCUUGGAAAUGCUCCCCGGGUCUCCGGAGCGCAUGAGGCGGUUCCAGCCGACCGACGGGCCGCAGAACCGGGGGGAUCCGGCCGCUGAUCCGCAGCUCUGCCAGGCUGCCACACCAUAGGUUCGGCUACAGGAGCACGGCUCGGUUCGGUAUCCACGGAGCGGAGGCACAUCCGCCGACAGCGCCGUGAUCUGGGAGCCUAAAGGCUGCAUCACAUCCCUGCGUCGCAGUGGUGGUGGAUACUGUGUGAGCUGUCGGGUGGCAUCUAUGCAAUUUUAUUUUGACUUUUCAUUUUAUUAUGAGCACAGAGGAGGGAGAGGCGGUUCCAGCUGGUGGGGAGGCGAGGGGAGGCACUGCCAUCACCCACCGCCACACCUGGGAUGAAGGCGAACCGCACGGCUCCCAAGGACGUCGGCACCCCGACGAUGAGGACGAGGCAGAGCAGGGAGAGGAGGAGGAGGAGGACGGAGAGGGCUGCCAGGAGGGCCGGAGCUGCAGGGAUGCAUGUGAGGGGAACAACGAGGGGAAUUUUUCCAGUGAGGAUGGGGCGGUGGGGGGCAGACCGUGCAAGGAGCAGGCGAUGCAUUCAAACUGCAGCAGCGAGACCUGCAUCCCCACUCCCAGCUGUCGGAUCUGCUUCCAAGGCGCAGAGCAGGGUGACCUGUUGAACCCGUGUCGGUGCGACGGCUCGGUGCGUUACACCCACCAGCACUGCCUGCUGAAGUGGAUCAGCGAGCGGGGCUGCUGGACCUGCGAGCUCUGCUGCUAUCGCUUCCACGUCAUCGCCAUCAACAUGAAGACACCUUGGCAGUGGCAGUCCAUCACCAUCACCCUGGUGGAGAAGGUGCAGAUCAUCGCUGUGUUCCUGGGCUCCCUCUUCCUGGUGGCCAGCAUCUCCUGGCUGCUGUGGUCGGCUCUCAGCCCGCAGGCCGUCUGGCAGCGCCGUGACGUCCUCUUCCAGAUCUGCUACGGCAUGUACGGCUUCAUGGACUUGGUCUGCGUAGGCUUGAUUGUCCACGAGGGGGCAGCAGUGUACAAUGUCUUCAUGCGCUGGCGGGCCGUCAACCUCCACUGGGACGUUCAGAGCUACGACAAAGCAAAGGACAUGGAGGAGACGAGCACUGGCCAUUCCUCGUUGGCCCCCAGGACGCUUUGGUUGCCUCUGGCCACCUUUGGGCCCAACGGACCCUUACACGCCACCCAGCUGGGGCCGCAGCCAUGGACCUGCCUCUGUUUGGCCCCCUUCUGCCCCGGCCUGGUGCCCCGAAACAAUCUCAGCCAGGACAGUGACUCAGGAGAGGUCGUCAUUCGUGUAACAUCGGUGUAACGGCAGGCGGUAUUUAUGCAGGAACAAAGCAUCUGAUGGUUUGCACUUGGUGGGAACAAUCUGGGCUUCUCUGGGCAGUUUAUAAUAUUACACAAUCUGUUGGCGUUUUUUUUUUUUUUUAGAUUCUCCUGUUGUUUUCUGAAUGAGUUAGAAUUCUUUGUGUGCUCUGGGGCCGGUCCUCAAAACAAUCUCAACAGAUAAAUGAACUCACAUGUGGUGUUGUUGCCUUUAUGUUUCAUUUUGAACCACACUCACCUCUACCCUUGCUUCCUCCAGACCAUUAUGCAGCUUUCAUGUCAUGUAGGACAGAAAGUAGUGAUGAGAAAGAUGAUCAGAUAUACGACUGGCGACCAUUCAGAUCAUCACAUGGUGGUUCAGGAUUGCAGAGUUGCUUUUAUUAGACUUUUCUGCAUUGUUUAGCUCUGGGUCAGGUAUGUGGGAGUUCUCACACAAAAUGAGUCUCCUGGUUGUAAUUAUGAUUGUGAUAUUGAUGUGAACAAGUUGCCACAUGACAUGAACGCACCAUAAAGUCUGAUGUGAAACAAAACUGAAACAAAAUAUCUCAAAAAUAUCUUCAGGUAUUCUGGUAAACCUGAGUUUUACAGUACCGUAGUUUCCUAUAAUUUUGUAGAAAGGAUCUGAUAUGUGAAUUUAUUGAAUGGUUCCUUGAGGAAAAAUUGAAUUUGGGAGAAUGAAGGCCGUUUUCAAUUGGCCUUCCCUCCAAUUUCCAAAAAUACAUAAUGAAUGAAAAUGUACCUGGGAUUAUUUGGGGUCCAGUGAAGGUCCUUUUAAUUGGUACCAAAUUAUCAGUAUACUACAGGUCUGUAAAAUAGUGUUAUUUAGUGUUUAUUGGAGGAUGCUUGCCACUUACUCUAAUGUAGACUUUGUGUUCAGACUCAGUGAAUUUAAGAGGUGGCACUAUUGCACAUUAACUCAAUGCACAUUUGAUCCAGGCAGCACAAAUUAAACUGAGCCGAGGAAGUCCAGUUGGGUUGAAAAGAUUUCAGCUUAAGGUGAUUUACAUGGACACUAGGGGUGUAACGAUACAUCGAUACAUCGAUUCAUCGAUUCAUUGAUUAACGAUCCGAUUAUAUCGAUGCAAAAUGAAAAUAUCGAUCCAUAUUGUCAUUUUAAAGAUACACAUUUAUUUUGAAAUUCACACAGCACGUCUGUGUCACCAUUUCUGGGCAAGCGCGCCUCCGCUCAAACAAACAGAGUUCAGAAAUAAAAUGGUCAAAUCAUAUUCUAGUUGUUUUUGUGAGUUGAUGUAAAUGAUUGUGUUAGAUGGACAUAUGAUAUCGCGUCAUAUCGAUCGCAGGCUCCUGAAUCAAAUCGAAUCAAAAUCGUAUCGUGACAGACUUUGUGAUAUCGGCAAACAUCGUAUUGUCAUCCAAACAAAUCGAUAUAAUAUCGUAUCGUGAUGAAGCUGGUGAUUUACACCCCUAAUGGACACGAUGCCGGGCUAAAUUAGCGAAACAAUUCUCAUCAGCUGUCCUGUUGCCAGUUUUAGCUUUACUUUGUUAACCCUCAGUUGUAUUUGGGCUGAGCUGUGUGUAGAGCCUCACAGUCACACAACAGCGUGUCUAACACCACAUGAACAUGAUUACUUAUGUUCUAUGUAAUGUUAAGCAUGUUAAAAUGCUAACUUUCAAUGCAAAUUUAAGUACGGUGUUAUUCUAGGUUUAGAACUAUACUGAAAGAGUCUGUAUAGCUUCAUAUGGAAGCCAUGGAAAAAAAAAUCCAGUAGGUCAUUGUAAUGAGAAACUUUAUCAAAAUAAUGUCUUAGUAUCUCAAAAUACUGAGCACCUUUUUUUUCAAAAUAUUGACUUAGUGUCUCAAAACAAUGAGAUUUUUUUUUCAAGAAUUACUGAAUCACUUUAAAAAUGAGUUAUCUCGAAAAAAUGACUUACUCAAAAUAAUACAUUUGUAUCUCAAAAUAAUGACUCAGUAUCUUAAGUUUGUAUCCCUAAAUAAUGAGAAACUUUUUCAAAAUAAUGAGUGUCUCGAAAUAAUGACUUUUUUCUUUUUCAAGAUAACAAUAUUGACUUAUUAUGAUGAAAUAAUGAGUUUAUAUCUCAAAAUAAUGUAAAUAUUUUUCAAAAUGAGUUAGCAUCUAAAAAAAAAGAGAAACUUUUUUCAAAUUAAUGAUUUAAUGUCAAAAAAAUUUAGUAAGGACUUUGAA
Epinephelus moara (kelp grouper) is the source of this 3941-nucleotide messenger RNA. Its product is annotated as E3 ubiquitin-protein ligase MARCHF11-like. The record is from RefSeq and is a predicted model, not a curated record. Gene Ontology annotation, molecular function: ubiquitin-protein transferase activity; zinc ion binding. Bases 731 to 1759 code for a protein of 342 amino acids. NCBI's taxonomy places the organism in Eukaryota, Metazoa, Chordata, Actinopteri, Perciformes, Serranidae. The transcript is spliced from 4 exons. Gene Ontology annotation, biological process: protein ubiquitination.